AUGUCCUCUGACGGCAGUGUGCGGACAUCCAGCGCAGCCAAAUCCAAGCAAGAACGGAUUCGUGAUAACCAAAGGCGUAGUCGUGCCCGCCGCCAGGAAUACCUGGCUGAGCUUGAGAGGCGGCUGAACGAAAGCAAUAUCACUCGUCGUGAGGCUGAGCUUCAGCGAACUGCUUUUGUCGAUCUACAGUCCGAGAAUGCUCGUCUCAGGGCAUUGCUCGAGUUUGCAGGAGUCAGUGCCGAUGUUGUCGAGAAUUUCGGUCGGGAUGCCAUCAACCAACACCCAGCUUAUCCGAACACCACCUCGCUUCGAUACCUCAAACCCAAAUAUCCUGCGACAGACGUUAACAGAAGUCAAGUCGGACUUGCGAUUUCAAAUCAGGGACCGGAUCCCAGUCCGCCUGCUCAGCACCUGGGAUUUUCAGCAGCUCACAAUCCGUCCGCAACUUAUACAGCUCUUCCAAACCACAUGGCGUACAGCACUAUGGCUACAGCAACACCACUCACUGGUAUAAAUAAUCAAUCCAGCACUGCCUUAUAUGCAACUACUCAUGAAUGGCUCCAAAACUCCGAUGGUGGCAGUAUGACAGCCUCUAGUGAUGAGCCCUUCACGGGUGAUCCAUUUCACGCCGCCCCACAUGAUGCGCAGUCAUACCAGUCAUGCAACGCCCUCAGUCCAUUAUCUAAAGCUAUGCUCGAUCGAUACAGCCCAAACCCUGCCGAAAUGCAAGAGAUUAGAAGACGAGUUGCAAUGGCAUAUGGUCAGCCCAAGAUGGAAAAUCCAGGCUUCCAGGUCCACGAUCAGGUCCUGCUGCAUAUCCUUAACGAAGUGAAUGCAAAACCUUUGGGCCACUGA
This is a messenger RNA of Exophiala aquamarina CBS 119918, 855 nucleotides long. RefSeq lists its product as uncharacterized. NCBI's taxonomy places the organism in Eukaryota, Fungi, Ascomycota, Eurotiomycetes, Chaetothyriales, Herpotrichiellaceae. The transcript has a single exon. The record is from RefSeq and is a predicted model, not a curated record. The coding region runs from base 1 to 855 and encodes 284 amino acids.